ACCGGCUGACAGCGCACGCAAACAGAAAACACAAGUGCUAUUGUUUUCAAUACUAAUAGCAUAAGAAAUUGUGAAGAUGGAGACCCUGAAGCGGUGGAUGAAGAACUGGAAGUAUCCCACCUCUCUCUUGUGCAUCUAUGGAUUCUUCAGCACAGUCAAGCCUUUAGAGCCGUUUCUCUACCCAUUCCUCACUGGACCAGACAAGAACCUGACAACGGAGCAGUUGAACAAUCAGAUAUUCCCCGUGUGGACGUACUCAUACCUGGCUGUUCUGGUUCCUUUCUUCCUCCUCACUGAUUGGCUGCGCUACAAACCAGUGGUGGUCUUCCAGUCUUUAAUCCUGUUCUGCACCACGUCCAUGUUGCUGUGGUGUAACGGCGUUGCGGAGAUGCAGGCCAUGCAGUUUACCUAUGGAGUGGUGACGUCCUGUGAUGUUGCUUACUUUACGUACAUCUACAGUAUGGUGGAACUCAAACACUACCUGAAAGCCACUUCGUACUGCCGGACUGCCCAGCUCCUGGGGUACACCGUGGGCUCUGUUUUGGGGCAGAUCCUGGUCUCUUUAGAGCUCAUGUCCUACAACAACAUUCUAGUGUUUACGCUGGUUCUCACAGGCAUUGCGAUGAUUGCCUCCAUUCUUCUCCCGAUGCCCAAGGUCAGUAUGUUCUUCCAUAAAAAGAAGAGCGAAGAGGCCGAUGCUGAAGAGAAUUCUGGGAAUGUCAAAACUUUGGAGCUUGGGGAAGGAUUUGGGACAACGGUUGAUCUUAGUAAUGAUGUAAAGGUGGAUGAAGCCAAAUGGCAACAGGAUGUACUGGAUGGAUCUAAUGGCUGUAAUAGUGGUAGUGUAAAAAGUUCCAAGUCGGGUGGGAAAGCUGGCUGUGGUGAUGUUCUGCUGCGGUUGUGGAGGGAUUUCCUGCAGUGUUUCUCCUCUCGAACGCUGCUUCUCUGGUCAGCCUGGUGGGCUUUGGCCACUUGUGGCUACAACCAGACGGUCAACUACGUCCAGUCGCUCUGGGAGCAUGUGGAGCCAUCUAGUAACUUCACAGUCUACAAUGGAGGAGCGGAGGCACUCUCUAACCUGUUCGGGGCCGCGGCGGCGUAUGGUAUCGGGUUAUCCUCCGCAGACUGGUCCCGCUGGGGUGAGAUGGCACUAAGCGCUCUUUCUGCCCUGGAGGGCGGCGCUCUGUUCGCGAUGGUCUUUAGUGGGAACAUCUGGGUCUGUUACGGCGGCUACAUCCUCUUUAAAAGCCUCUAUAUGCUGCUCAUCACCAUUGCCAUGUUUCAGAUAGCAGCUGGGCUGAACAUGGAGCGUUACGCGCUUGUGUUUGGAGCGAAUACCUUCUGUGCUCUGGUGCUGCAGACGAUCAUCACCUCAGUGGUGGUGGACAGCAGAGGCCUCGGUGUGGAUGUCGUCACUCAGUUCAUCAUCUACGGGGCGUAUUUUUCUGUCAUUGCAGUCAUUUUCUUCCUGCGGGGUCUGUAUACCACAAUGUGCCGGAAACCUGAGACUGAAACAUCGAGAGAAAACUUAGAAGAAGCUUUUAAAAACGAUGCACAGAUUGUUACUGAAACCAAAUUAUGAAAGGCAAGACAUUGAAGUACAUUUGAUUAAUGAAUGAUCUGAAGGAAA
Molecule: messenger RNA, 1630 nt
Organism: Danio aesculapii
Lineage: Eukaryota; Metazoa; Chordata; Actinopteri; Cypriniformes; Danionidae
Gene: slc19a3a
Product: solute carrier family 19 member 3a
Exons: 6
Coding region: 77-1582 (501 amino acids)
Biological process (GO): transmembrane transport; vitamin transport
Cellular component (GO): plasma membrane
Molecular function (GO): vitamin transmembrane transporter activity
Source: RefSeq, a predicted model, not a curated record